AUGUUGGUCAACAUGGAUAAACUUCUCGGUAAUAUGAAGUCAAAGCCGAUUGCAGGUCCAAAGCUAUUAUCAUUGGAUAAUACACAUACGUGCAAAGUCAAUCUUGAUUCAUUAAUUAUUGAUGGACAAACAGUACAAUCUGAACCGGUUCACACAUCCCAAAGUGGAUACAAUUUAGCACUUAGUUUUGGAAUAUGUGUUGAUGAACAGAAUGAAAAGAGUUAUCUGUCGAUAUCAUUCAUAAUUCUACCGGGAGAAUUCGACGCUAUUUUACCAUGGCCUUUUCGAUUUCCAAUAACAAUCAGUAUACUUGACUUGAAAGGAUCAAAAAAAAAUAUCAGUCAUUCAAUUCCAUGGGACUCUCGAAAAGUGAUCUUUAAUAGACCUGCAAGCAAUGCAAAUGUUUCGUUUCAAAUAACACAAUUUUGUCUUGUUGACAUACUUCGCGCCAAUACCAAUACUUAUGUACAAGAUGGUUUCAUCUUUGUACAAUUACACAUCAAUUUUAUGGAAUCAUGUGCGCAGCCAACUCCAAAUAAAGAAUGUAUUGAUGAUCAACGACCUUCAUUCGAUAAUAAAUAUGAAAAGAAAAAAUUAAAUUACGAAGCUGAUGAUUGGCAUCCAUUACGUAACGAUGUCAUAUUAGAUGUUUAUAAUUGUGAUUUAACAAUGAUUGUUAAACAUGGUUGUCUUCGUGGUGAACCAAUGAUUGAGAAUGGAUUAUGUUCGCUAUGGUCAGGAAUACGAGCAACUUAUGGAAUCAAUCAUGGACGUGUAGCUUUUCAAAUAAAAAUUCUUCGUUAUCUGCAUUCUUCUGAUUUAUUGUAUAACGAAAUUCCAUUUGGGAUUCGAGUUGGUUGGUCAACCAAUGAGAGUAAAUUAUCUCUCGGUGAUGAAUUACUAUCUUUUGGAUAUGAAGGAACAGGAAAAAUUUGGACAGGAAAUCAAUUUGAAUGGUAUGGCGAACAAUAUACAGUUGGUGAUAUAAUAACAUGUUAUGCAGAUUUUGAAAGUGAACGUGGCAAUGUUUUAUUAUCUUUUGCUAAAAAUGAUUUGAAUUUUGAAUUAGCAUAUCGUAUUAAUUCUGAAGAUUUUCAUUCACGUCCACUUUUUCCACAUAUAUUCAUUAAAAAUAUUUCAUAUCAAGUUAACUUUGGUCAAUUAAAUACAAAAUAUUCUCUUCGACCAGGUUUUUGUUUUAUAAAUGAUUAUGAAGAAGAUGAUCGAAUUCGAGGUACAUUAGGUCCAUCGAGUAAAGAAGAAUGCGAAGUUAUUAUGAUGGUAGGUUUACCAGGAGCUGGAAAAUCAUUUUGGGUUGAAAGACAUUGUGCAAUUAAUACAGAUAAAAAAUAUAUUCUACUCAGUACAAAUAAUAUCAUUCAGCAAAUGAAAAUUGAUAAUUGUGACGGUUCUCAUGAAAUGAUUGAUCGAGCAAUACAAUGUCUUCGAAUAAUGUUUGAUAUAGCUGCAUGUCGAAAACGAAAUUUUAUUAUUGAUCAAGUUUGA
Rotaria sp. Silwood1 is the source of this 1506-nucleotide messenger RNA. The record is from the annotation of a GenBank genome assembly. Lineage: Eukaryota; Metazoa; Rotifera; Eurotatoria; Philodinida; Philodinidae.